GAUGACAUCACAAAGGUCAGCGAGGAGUUGGACAAGAUGAACGGGGAGAUCCUACAGCUCAUCGAUGAUGAGUCCAACAAGGUGAAGGAAGCCCAGGUCGCUACUGAGAGCCGUAUCGCCACGCUGGAGAUGGCCUUCACUGCUCGAACCCAGGCCCUGGGAGACAUGGACGCCCAACUCUCGGCGCGGCUGGACGACGUGGUGGCGGCAAGUCAGGAGGCCAUGGACAAUCUCCGGGAUGCCCUCUCGGCGGAGACGGGAAGGUUGGUGGAGCGCUUCGGCCAGGUCCAGGAUGAUGUCCAAGCGAUCGAAGCGGAGGUGCUCCGCCGCUGCGAAGAUAUGGGCGAGGCUCAGGCAGAGGCAAAGUUGGCUCAGGAUGAAAUGUUUGGCAAUCUCCAAGCCAACGUGGGGGAGCUGGGCGCCAAAAUCCAGGAAAGCCACUUGGCGGAGGUCGAUCUGCAAAAGCAGAUCACGGUCGCACAGGAGGCUCUUCAGGCUGCCGAUGUACGUGCAACCGCCUUGGAGGAACUGCUGGCGCAGGAGAGCACACGCGCCAGCACCGCCGAAGAGUCGCUCACACGCACAGCCGAGGGGCUGGCAGCGCAACAAGCGAAGCAGGGUGGUGAGCAGUUGGCACUGGCGGAAAAGCUCAAG
Messenger RNA from Symbiodinium pilosum, 654 nucleotides. Lineage: Eukaryota; Dinophyceae; Suessiales; Symbiodiniaceae. The record is from the annotation of a GenBank genome assembly.